This is a messenger RNA of Cuscuta campestris, 964 nucleotides long. The record is from the annotation of a GenBank genome assembly. Lineage: Eukaryota; Viridiplantae; Streptophyta; Magnoliopsida; Solanales; Convolvulaceae.
AAGAAAGAAAACAAAUAUACAGAGUUUAAGACUGUAAAAUAUUUACGGAUUUCUACCGGAAAAAGAAGACAGAUUUGAAAUGUGAACACAAGAGAGAGAAGUCGCAGAACAACCUUUGUCUGCCGUCGGAAUCUUCAAACAGGGAGAAGGUGGAGCAUAUGGCCUCCCACAAUUUCGCAUGCGUGUCUUUUUGUGGGGUUCCCUUCAAGGAGAGAAGGUGUCAAAAUUUCCUUUGCGAGCCCACAAAGUUGAUAGUAGAGGCGUCAUUUCCAAAGAGUUUGAUUGCAACAAUGUUGAUUAUGAAAACCAUGAUGUCAACCUAAAGGACGCACUCUUUCUUGAAGAUGCCAUUUCCGAUCUUCCUAAGGUUGAGAAUACUGAGGUUAGAGAAGAGAUGAAUUAUGUUGAUGAUCCAAAAACUCAUUUUCAGCAGUUUAUAAGACUUGGGCGAGAUGGUGUGCUUGGACAAGUUUUGUAUGAUCAUUGUCCAUUACAGUUGAAUGAAGACGAUUAUCAACGCGUAUGCCAUGUUCCAAAGAGGAAGGGCGCAUAUUUCAGAGAUUUACCUGGUGUUCGCGUGGUUGGCAAUAAGGUUGAGCUGGAUCCAAAUGUCGAAAGAGUGGCUGAGCCUCACAAUCAGGCCAUUUGUCACCCUGUCCAAGACCGAGUUCUCACAAUCAGAGUAAACGCGCGGUUACAAGGAUUUCCUGAUUACUACAAGCUUUGUGGCUCCAUCAAAGACAAGUACAAACAAGUGGGAAAUGCAGUUGUUGUUCUAGUUGCCAAAGCUUUAGGUUACUCAUUAGCUCUCUCAUUCAAAGGCUUGUCUGAAGAAGCCGCCAUGUUUACAUUGCCCGAAGGAUAUGGCGCGAUUCAAGAGCUACCAGCUGAUCAAACCUCUCCUGCCGAAUUUCCAUAAUGAAGUUUUUGAAGGUUAUUAUUGAUUGCGCUAUGGCAUACAGUU